AUGUCAGCUGAUGGCUCGUCCACGUCUACCGGUACGUCCAUUAACCAACUAACGCGCGAUGACAAUCAGAUGGUCGCUGACCCUGGCACGAGCAGCAGGAACAACGUCAACUUAAAUACACCGACGUUUAAUAUCAUCCACCAGCAGAUACCGGGUACCACAACACCUGACAAGAAGUUGUCAGCAACACAGAUUUUGGAGAGGACUUCGCUGAAGAACCGCCGAGACAUGUCAGAGGAGCAGGCAAAGCGGGUGGGUGAUUCUGACAAUGGCAGUGCUGGCGUUGAAUGCACUGACUUUUAUGUGUCCACUCGUUUUGUUUCGUUAAAUGUCACCGCGGGUCUUUCAGUCUUUGGAAGCUUAACAUCCGCCAUUGGUUUUUCACCCGCCCUUCCAAGCAUAAUGUAUCUCCCAUUGCAGGACUCCAACUCUGAGAUCACUGUUGCCGCCAUUAUUCGUGCAACAGUAAGGAAACCAACAUUCUUGGAGCAUUACUUUACCCGAUAA
Molecule: messenger RNA, 507 nt
Organism: Echinococcus granulosus
Lineage: Eukaryota; Metazoa; Platyhelminthes; Cestoda; Cyclophyllidea; Taeniidae
Exons: 5
Coding region: 1-507 (168 amino acids)
Source: RefSeq, a predicted model, not a curated record